CUUCAGAGGCGGCCUGGCGCCGCGGCCGCUCUCCCCGCGCCCGCCUCGGGCCGCUGGCCCAGCCCGGGCAGAGGCUGCAGGGCCGCGUCGCGGGCGGUCGCGCCAGGCCAGGCCGCCAUGGCCCCAGUGCAGCUGGAGAACCACCCGCAGGUCCCUCCUGGCGGCGGCGGCGGCGGCGGCGGCUCCUCGGCGCCUGCCCCUGCUCCCCCGCCACCGGGAGCCCCCGUAGCGGCGGCAGCUGCGGCCAGCCCCGGUUACCGGCUUAGCGCGCUCGUCGAAUUCCUGCUGCACCGGGCCUACUCGGAGCUGAUGGUGUUGACGGACCUACUGCCCAGGAAAUCUGAUGUGGAGAGGAAGAUAGAACUUGUACAGUUUGCCAGCCGGACGCGCCAACUCUUCGUUCGAUUAUUGGCCUUAGUGAAAUGGGCCAACGAUGCUGCUGGCAAAGUUGAGAAGUGUGCGAUGAUCUCAGGCUUUUUGGAUCAGCAAGCCAUCUUGUUUGUGGACACCGCUGACCGCCUGGCCUUCCUAGCCAGAGACGCCCUGGUCCAUGCACGCCUGCCUACCUUUGCUAUCCCGUAUGCCAUUGAUGUACUGACUACUGCCUCUUAUCCACGUCUCCCAACCUGCAUCAGGGAUAAAAUUAUUCCUCCAGACCCAAUUACCAAAACUGAGAAACAAGACACGCUUCAUCAGCUUAAUCUGAUUCUCAGACACAGGCUUGUGACGACAGAUCUUCCUCCACAGCUAGCAAAUCUUACUGUGGCAAAUGGCCGUGUGAAGUUUCUUGUUGAAGGAGAAUUUGAAGCAACCUUGACGGUGAUGGGUGAUGACCCAGAAGUUCCAUGGCGCCUUCUCAAGCUAAAAAUUCUGGUUGAGGAUAAGGAAACAGGAGAUGGGCGAGCUUUGGUUCAUAGUAUGCAAGUUGACUUUAUCCAUCAACUGGUGCAGUCUCGGCUCUUCGCUGAUGAGAAACCUCUUCAGGACAUGUACAACUGCCUACAUUAUUUCUGCUUGUCACUUCAAUUAGAAGUGUUGCAUUCCCAGACUCUAAUGUUAAUCCGAGAGAGGUGGGGAGACCUUGUACAGGUGGAAAGAUACCAUGCUGGAAAGUGCCUCGCUCUCUCAGUUUGUAAUCAACAGGUUCUAGGGAGAAAAACAGGCACAGCAUCUAUUCACAAAGUUACAAUUAAAAUCGAUGAGAAUGAUGUCCCCAAGCCUUUGCAGAUUUUACAUGAUCCUCCUUUGCAAGCUUCUGAUUCUAAAUUAGUAGAAAGAGCCAUGAAGAUUGACCACUUAUCAGUAGAAAAGCUCCUGAUUGACAGUGUGCAUGCAGGAGCCCACCAGAAGCUGCAGGAACUGAAGGCCAUUCUUAUAAACUUCAAUGCAAAUGAAAACUGUAGGUGUUUUUAAUUGAUACUCAUCUUAUUCUUUUAUUUAAGGGUUUUUCUCAUAUAACUUUCCCUUGAUGUUUUUUGUUGAGGAUGGUGGGCAUUUGUUGCAUUUAGCCUGAAACCUACCAAACCUGUCCCAGUUUUCACUUUUCUCUCUCUCCAUCCACCGACCCACCCACCUACCUACCUUAGGUUGUCUUUAUUUUUGGAAUGUUUGCACAUUGUCUCUCCUUUAAAAAGUGUACUUAUUGAAAUAGAAAUAUUGUAACAUGACUCAUAAUUUAGUGUUUCUUUUCCUGACAAAGCAGCACUGCAGGUGCUUUUUAUAGUGUAUUUAUAAAAUAUGGUUGAGUAAAGCAGAAUUCAUUCCGUGUC
Messenger RNA from Psammomys obesus (fat sand rat), 1769 nucleotides. RefSeq names its product mediator of RNA polymerase II transcription subunit 14-like. Gene Ontology annotation, molecular function: transcription coregulator activity. The coding region runs from base 118 to 1413 and encodes 431 amino acids. The record is from RefSeq and is a predicted model, not a curated record. Gene Ontology annotation, biological process: regulation of transcription by RNA polymerase II. Gene Ontology annotation, cellular component: core mediator complex; mediator complex. The transcript has a single exon. Lineage: Eukaryota; Metazoa; Chordata; Mammalia; Rodentia; Muridae.